AUGCCAAGUGUGGCUGUAAAACUCUACAGCGUAUUCUUCAAGUUCCUCUUGAAGCACCGUUUACAAAACCGGAUUCAAGCCCAACCCGACAAUAACUCCAACUCGUUUGCGUCGCCACCAAGGAUAUCCACAUCGAUCCUUUCACUUCUCUCUAUCCGAAUCUUUCUUCCUCACUCCGCUCUUUCUCCUCCCGAGCCACAUUCCAAACCUAAACAACAUACUCCCGAACCUGGAUCUGUACGGAGAAGUAGCUAUGGUCCUCCGUUCAGGGAAGAGCAGCUCCGAGGGAGGAAUAGUAACGCUGUUGAGGGUUUGAAUUUGAUGGGAGCUGGUGUUGAAACCGGUGCUGGUUUGUACCGUGGUUACUCGCCGGCGUUGGAUAAUCGGUUGGCGCCGGAGAGUAGGUAUCUGGCUGCGUUUGAGGAUGGGUUGAAGGUGUUGAAUUGGUUGGCCAAGCAGGCGAAUUUGGCCGAGUGUAGUAAAUCUAUGGGGGUUGGUGGAGGAAGCCAUGGUGGUGGUGGUGGUGGGGAGUUUAACAAGGAUAAUCAUAGGAAUAUUGUUGAUUCUUUUGGUGCUUUAGUGGUGGAGCCUUGGCUGGCUAGUCAUGGAGAUCCAACAAGGUGCAAGCCAUACAUAGCUAUGAUUUGUCUUCAAUUUGGUUUUGCUGGUAUGAAUAUAAUAACAAAAGUAUCUCUCAACCGAGGAAUGAGUCACUAUGUUCUUGUUGUUUAUAGACAUGCUUUUGCUACAGCAGCUAUUGCUCCAUUCGCUAUAGUUCUUGAGAGGAAGAUAAGGCCAAGGAUUACGUUUCUUAUGUUCAUGCAAAUGUUUGUAUUGGGACUCCUCGGGCCUGUGAUUGAUCAGAAUCUAUACUAUGCUGGGUUGAAAUUCACAUCUCCAACAUACUCUUGUGCUAUUAGCAAUAUUCUCCCUGUAAUGACUUUUGUAAUGGCUGUUAUUUUCAGCAAAUAUGAAAAGGAGUCGCCAAUGUGA
This is a messenger RNA of Vicia faba (fava bean), 993 nucleotides long. Lineage: Eukaryota; Viridiplantae; Streptophyta; Magnoliopsida; Fabales; Fabaceae. The record is from the annotation of a GenBank genome assembly.